UUGACAAAUCUAACUAGUGUCGUGUUCGAGCGUGUAGAUUAAAAAAAUGUAAACACACAGUGUUUUACUCGUUCAUUCGCUCUUUUUGAUAAGCAACACUUCCUCGUCCCACAAUAAGUGGUGGAGCGUGGAUGCUGAUGGGGGACGAAAAAGAGACCUGGAAAGUUAAAACUCUUGAAGAAAUACUACUGGAGAAAAAACGCAGAAAAGAAUUAGAGGAGCGAACCGAUACCAAGCACCCAAACAAUAUUUCCCAAAGCAUUGUUCCACAGGCGGAUGCUCGGGAAUCCAAACGCGAGACCCCGGAGGAAGGAGAACUACGGGAUCAAAGGAUGGAAAUAACAAUUCGCAAUUCCCCCUACACUCGUCAAGAUUCCACAGAGGACAGAGGCGAGGAAGAUGAUUCACUAGCUAUUAAGCCUCCACAGCAAGUUGCAAGGAAGGAGAAAUCUCAUCACAGAAAGGAGGAGAAGAGAAAAGACAAACGACGUCAUCGCAGCCACUCGGCUGAGGGUGCAGGGAAGCAUGCCCGGGCCAAAGACAAAGAAAGGGAGCGAGAUCGCAGGAAGCGUCAGUGGGAAGAAGACAAAGCCCGGCAAGACUGGGAGAGGCAGAAACGACGGGAGCAGGCCAGAGCUCAUUCACGCAGAGAGAGACCCCGACUGGAAUCUCCCGGGUUUUUUUUGGACCACAGGGACCGUCUGGAACAGCAGGAACGACAGCGCGAGCGUGACAGAAAACUGCGCGAGCAGCAGAAAGAGCAACGAGAGCUGAAGGACCGAGAGAGGAGGGCCGAUGAGCGGCGCAAAGAACGAGAGGGUCGACGAGACGUGUCUUCUUCACACCACCGAAUGUUACCGGAAGAGUAUGGCGAGAAGCCGAAGCAGAGUCACCGCAGCCGCAGUCCUGCUCAUGUUCCCCGGGAGAAAACGGAACCUGGUGAACUCCGGAAAUUGACAUCAAAGGAGGAGAGGCCUGAGGUUCAAGACCUACUUGCAGACCUUCAAGACAUCAGUGACAGUGAAAGGAAAACCAGCUCUGCUGAAUCUUCCGCUGCAUCAAGAUCUGGUUCUGAGGAGGAAGAGGGGGAGGAAGAGGAGUCCAGCAGCAAGACUGAUGGUGAAGAAGAGGAAGGAGAGGAGGAGGAGGAGGAUGAGGAAGAGGAGGAGGAAGAGGAGGGAGAGUCAGUCUCGGUCUCUGGCUCAGAGAGAUCUGAGCAGAGCGCAGAGGAAGUGAGUGAGGAGGAGCAGUCAGAGGAGGACUUUGCAGAGGAGCAGGAAAAUGGAAAUCAUAUACAUCCAGCGGUACCCGAAUCCCGGUUCGACCACGACACCGAGGAAAGCGGUGAGGAAAUGGAGGAUGAGGAGGAAGAAGAGGCAGGGGAUGCUGACCCGACUCCCCAGUCGCAGACUCAUUCACGCACCCCAACACCUGAAGGGAACUAUAUUCCUGACUCCCCGCCAAUUUCACCCGUGGAGCUCAAGAAGGAGCUGCCCAAAUAUUUGCCCGCUUUACAGGGCUGUCGCAGCGUCGAGGAAUUCCAAUGUCUGAACCGAAUUGAGGAGGGGACGUACGGUGUGGUGUACAGAGCCAAGGACAAAAAGACCGAUGAAAUUGUGGCAUUAAAAAGGCUGAAAAUGGAGAAGGAGAAGGAGGGCUUCCCGAUCACGUCUUUGCGAGAAAUCAAUACCAUCAUGAAAGCGCAGCACCCCAACAUUGUCACAGUGAGGGAAAUAGUUGUCGGAAGCAACAUGGACAAGAUCUACAUUGUGAUGAACUACGUUGAGCAUGACCUGAAGAGUCUGAUGGAAACCAUGAAGCAGCCUUUCCUGCCAGGAGAAGUCAAGACACUGAUGAUUCAGCUGCUUCGAGGAGUCCGUCAUCUCCACGAUAACUGGAUUCUCCACCGGGACCUGAAGACCUCUAACCUGCUGCUUAGUCACAAGGGCAUCCUGAAGGUUGGUGACUUUGGUUUAGCCCGUGAGUAUGGUUCCCCGCUGAAGCCCUACACUCCUGUCGUGGUGACCUUGUGGUACAGAUCACCGGAGCUGCUGCUCGGAGCCAAGGAGUACUCCACAGCUGUCGACAUGUGGUCUGUGGGCUGCAUAUUUGGAGAGCUCCUCACCCAGAAACCUCUUUUUCCUGGAAAAUCCGAAAUCGACCAAAUCAAUAAAAUAUUCAAGGAUCUGGGCUCACCCAGUGAGAAAAUCUGGCCGGGCUACAACGAGCUGCCCGCUGUUAAGAAGAUGUCUUUCACAGAGCAUCCCUACAAUAACCUGCGAAAGCGCUUUGGCGCGCUGCUCUCGGACCAGGGCUUCGACUUAAUGAACAAAUUCCUCACCUACUGUCCCAGUAAGCGGAUCCUGUCCGACGAGGCGCUCAAGCACGAGUACUUCCGCGAGACGCCGCUGCCCAUCGAGCCAUCCAUGUUCCCCACGUGGCCGGCCAAGAGCGAGCAACAGAGGGUAAAGAGAGGCACCAGCCCUCGGCCGCCCGAGGGAGGCUUGGGCUACAGUCAACUGGAGGGGGACGACGACCUCAAAGACACGGGCUUUCACCUGACCACCAGCAAUCAGGGAGCAUCUGCAGUCGGUCCUGGAUUCAGCCUGAAAUUCUGAGCGGGGCUCCCCGGCAAAGAAACACUGCCACUGGACUGAACUGCAAAGCAGAACAAUAUGGCAUCGGCGCUAGCUGUCGACGAGGACUGUCUCACAGCAAGAAUGGUGGCUAUGACGUGUUCCCCAAAUGUUACAACUCUCCUCUACCUGCGUUACCAUAUCCAUUGUGGUAAUUUAGUUCGUUUAGUCUCUUACUUUCCCUUUUUUUUUUACUUCAUGAGAGGGGUUCCAAUUUAUGGAGGUACUGUUCAAUGAUGCGGAAUUUGCUUUCCAUCCGGCAGAGCUACUCAGAGCUGUCUGUUCACUCAAACAACAAGGGGAUAAUUUUUUUUUUUUUUAUACCAGAAAUAAAGAACAAUGAAACUUUG
This is a messenger RNA of Hippocampus comes (tiger tail seahorse), 2986 nucleotides long. It is a transcript of the gene cdk11b, whose product is annotated as cyclin dependent kinase 11B. The transcript has 20 exons. Gene Ontology annotation, molecular function: protein serine/threonine kinase activity; ATP binding. The record is from RefSeq and is a predicted model, not a curated record. Bases 132 to 2618 code for a protein of 828 amino acids. Gene Ontology annotation, biological process: protein phosphorylation; regulation of mitotic cell cycle. NCBI's taxonomy places the organism in Eukaryota, Metazoa, Chordata, Actinopteri, Syngnathiformes, Syngnathidae. Gene Ontology annotation, cellular component: nucleus.